This is a messenger RNA of Alternaria hordeiaustralica, 2769 nucleotides long. RefSeq lists its product as uncharacterized. The transcript has a single exon. The coding region runs from base 1 to 2769 and encodes 922 amino acids. Gene Ontology annotation, biological process: carbohydrate metabolic process. The record is from RefSeq and is a predicted model, not a curated record. NCBI's taxonomy places the organism in Eukaryota, Fungi, Ascomycota, Dothideomycetes, Pleosporales, Pleosporaceae.
AUGGUCCUAGAAGUCACGCGAUGCGGAAUACACGGCUUCCACGAGGCGCUCGGCAUCGACACAGACAAAAUCCGCUUCUUUUGGGUCCUCCAUUCAGAUCGCGAAGACAGCCGGCAAAUAGCAUAUCGCGUUGAAGUCUUCACGACACCAGGAUUAUGGGAUAAAAUAGUAUGGAACUCCGGAAAGGUGGAAAGCGAUCGGCAACGCAAUAUACUCUGUGCACCUGACGGAGGUUUCGAAUCGGCGACCUUCCACUACUGGAGAGUCACAGUAUGGGACUCUGAUGGCACUGUCACGGUUGGCAAAGCAAACGAGUUCUUCACUGCAUACCCCAGAUGUUCUGGGUUACUGCCACCAUACAGUAUGAAUCAGACCUACAUGCCACAUACCAGCCUUAUCUUCCGUACAUGGUUUGAGGAUGAGCCGAAUCGAUGGAAGGGCGUCUGGAUCGGCGAUAACGGAGACAAGCCGCUCUAUGUACGCAAGGCGCUACAUCUCGAUCGGAAGCCGUCUCGUGCCAUUGCGUUCGCAUCGGGUCUUGGCCAUUUCAACUUCGUCUGUAAUGGCGAUCCCGCAGCGGCGAACGGCCAUGUCCUAGAUCCUGGCUGGACGAACUACCAUCGCACGGUGCAAUUUGUCGCAUACGACUUGUCUAAGAUACUGACACAAGGCGAGAAUGUGCUUGGCGCCCAUAUCGGCAAUGGCUUCUACGCGGGUGACCAAGGCGACGACCGUUUCUUCUGGCCAUGCUAUGAGGACAACACAUACGUUCGAUAUGGCAAUGAGCUCUGCUUCUUCAUGGAGCUACAUCUGUUCUACCCCGACCGUAGCCACGAGAUCAUCACUACAGGCCCAGAUUGGAGUAUCCGUAAGAGUGCGACCACACUAGCCAACAUCUACUCUUCCGAAACCAAAGACAUGCGCGCCUAUCCUACCGGAUGGGAUGCGCCGGGCUUCAAAGAGGACGAGCAGUGGAAGCCUGCGACGCCCGUGACAGGCCCGAGGGGGAAAUUGAAGUACCAAAGUCAACCGCCCGUCGUGUUGCAUGAGAACCUCGAACCGCGAUCGACCAAAACGGUCGAGCCAGGUGUUGUUAUGUUCGACUUCGACCAGAAUAUGACGACCAUGGUCAAGAUACAAGUCAGCGGUCCGGCAGGCUCGAAAGUCAUCGUCCGUUUCUCUGAGACGAUUGGUCAAGAUGGCAAGGUAUUCAUGCCCGAUCCACUCUUUAAGCAGUUCGAGACGGGCGUGUUCUGCAAGUUCACUCUUGCUGGUACAGGAGUCGAAACAUGGGAGCCAGACUUCUGCUUCACAAGCGCACGCUACAUUCAGGUCGAAGGUGUCUCGCUAGAGGAGGGCCAAGGGCUACCAGUCGUGCACUCAUUGGUGAGCAGGCAUGUAUCGUCUGCCGCACGUCGUCUCGGCUACGUGAAGACGGAUAAGGAAGAUGUCAAUCAGCUCAUCGAUAUGUGUUACUGGUCUUUUGUCAGCAACCUCUUCAGCUACCACACUGACUGUCCUCAACUAGAGAAGUUCGGCUGGCUCGAAGUAACGCACCUUCUCGCACCAGCCACGCAGUAUAUCCGUGACAUGGAGUCACUUUACUCGAAGAUUCUCGAUGACAUAGUCGACGCGCAAGAGUCAAACGGUCUUUGCCCUACAAUGGCACCCGAGAUCAGAUAUAUGUGCGGUCCUCUACACGACACAAUAACCUGGGGCGGCGCCGUCGCACUACUCCCAGAGAUACUGCGCUUCUACUACGACUCGACCCACGUCUUCGAGAGGUUAUUCGACCCCUGCGUCCGCUACAUGGAAUACAUAAAGACCAAAGAGCGCGACGGCGGACUCAUCGAACACGGCCUCGGCGACUGGGGCCGCGACAUCGCCUUCGGCAACAACCAAGCCAACAUCGAAACAGCCAUCUACUACCGCUGCCUCCGCAACAUCCAACGCAUGGCCCACGAACUCGGCAAACCCGAUGCCGAGCAGCGGUUCCGCGAAUGGGCUGAUCGCAUCUACCGCGUAUACAACGAGCGCCUCCUCAUUACCGAUAAAAAAGAGUACCCAUAUGCGUUCUAUACAUCCCGCGACAACCCCCCAACCCACGACCGCAACAUGGUCGCUCAAGCCUUCGCCCUCCAAUUCGACCUCGUCCCUCCCUCCCACACCACCGACAUCCAAACCGCCUUUUUGGCAGACUGCGCCUCCGCAGGCAACCGCAUCCAAGCCGGCGAGAUCGGCCUGAAAUACCUCUUCAACACGCUCUCCGACCUAAACCGACCAGACAUAAUCUUGGAAAUGGCGAGGCAAGAAGAACAUCCAAGUUAUUUACGGUUUAUACGGCGGGGCGAGACGACGUUGAAUGAGUUCUGGCAGGAUAAUUGUAGGAGCAAGUGUCAUGAUAUGUUAGGCACGAUAUAUGAAUGGUUUUAUGAGGGGGUGCUGGGGGUGAAGGCGGAGACGGAGGCGUAUAGGACGUGGAGGGUUAGGCCGCCGUUGGGGAGUGAGUUUGGGGUGGUGGAGGGGAGGGUGGAGUGUCCGUAUGGGGGGAUUGAGGUUAGGUAUGAGAAGGGGGAUGAUGGUGCUGGGGGUGAAGAGGUGAAGAUGGAGGUUAGUGUGCCGACUAGUACGACGGGGUACUUGCUGUUGCCGAGAGAGGAGAGUAGUGUUGUUGUGAGGAGACUUGGUGAGGGUGGGUAUGAAGUAGAGAGGAGGGGGAUGAGAAUAGCGCUCAAGCCGGGCAAGUAUGAGUUGGUUCUGCAGGCAUGA